Messenger RNA from Suillus clintonianus, 549 nucleotides. RefSeq lists its product as uncharacterized. The transcript has a single exon. The record is from RefSeq and is a predicted model, not a curated record. Lineage: Eukaryota; Fungi; Basidiomycota; Agaricomycetes; Boletales; Suillaceae. The annotation marks the transcript as partial.
AAUGUUAUCUAUGAUGCUGCAGGUUUGUGUUUAGAUUCCAGUGGAGAGGCGCCCUGUUCUGCCCAAUUUUGCAAGGAGUGUUGCUCUGCAGUGCGAAAAGGGAAGACACCACCGUUGGCUCUAGCCAAUCAUAAUUAUGUUGGUGCAGUCCCUUCUGUAUUGCAAGGACUGACGAUAGCUGAGGAGAUGAUGAUUUCAAAGUGUCGAGCUAAAUGCUUCAUUUUGCACUUACGAGAGGAGGCGGUCAACAUUCCAAACGCACAACGUGGCCUUAAAGGUAACAUCAUUAUAUUUCCACAGCGAACAUCAUCCAUUCUGGAUAUCCUUCCUCCUGCUUUGGAGGAUGUUGUGACCCCCAUUUGUGUGUUGUUUGUAGGUUCUUGUCCACCAACACAGGAGUGGUUGAGGAAAAAUGCUCGACCUCUUAUUGUGAGAAGAGAGAAAAUUAGGAGUGCCCUGAUGUGGUUGCAGGAACAUAAUGACCUGUAUCGUGAUGUCAAUAUUGAUUCGCAGAGAUUGGCUUCUCUGAGCGAAGAGGAUGUUCUUCCU